AUGAAUUUUCCUUAUCGUGGGUCGGACUUUGAGUAUUAUUGCGACAAAAAAGCAGUUGCCAAGCGGCACGGAAAUAAACGCGAAGACAUAGAUUCUGAAGAGGAAACAUCUUGUAAAAGGUUGAAGCAGCAGAGACCGCGAAAAACAGCCAAACAUUUAUUUGACGACUCUGAAGACGAAUCAGUUAAUAAACCGUUGAAGCAGAAACCUCGAAAAACGGCCAAACAUUUAUUCGACGACUCUGAAGAGGAAUCAGUUAAUAAACCAACUAAAUCAUCAGCGAAAAAGUCGUCUACCAAACGCAAGUCAGCAGAGAGCUCGAGUGGAGACAAACGAACUCGAGCCUCAGGGUGGAAGCUGGACUUGGACGACGACGCGGACGUCGAGAGCAGUCGCGCGCGCAGCCAGCCCGGCCGCCUGCAGUCCGUGCUGACGCGCCGAGUGGCCGACGGAGUCCUGCGACGCACCGCCUCUCUGCCUGGGGAUCUCUUCGUGGAGUUGCGCCUCUACAACGCGGACGAGAUACGAGCUGUGCAGCCGAAAGAUCGUUGGGAGAAGGCGGUAUUGUCACUCAAAUACCAAAGCAGCUCUAACGCCGAACAUCUUGACCUACUGCGGCAAUUCGUCACGCGUGCGCGAGAGGCAUUCGAAGAGGACGGGAUGAAGGCGUGCAGACGCCAGCCGAGUUCAUGCGCAGCAUGCGUGCGCGCGUGCGGCAACUCAUACAAGCGCGACAACUAG
This is a messenger RNA of Ostrinia nubilalis (European corn borer), 741 nucleotides long. RefSeq lists its product as uncharacterized. The transcript has 6 exons. Bases 1 to 741 code for a protein of 246 amino acids. The record is from RefSeq and is a predicted model, not a curated record. Lineage: Eukaryota; Metazoa; Arthropoda; Insecta; Lepidoptera; Crambidae.